CGACAGGACUGUGUUGGAGGAAAAUAUUGCCCACAGCAGACUGAGACUACUUGGCAGUAAAGACUGCUGGCGGAGGGAGCUGCGGUAACCCGUUUCCAGAAUCUACUGUCCAGUUUUCUUGCCAGCACCAAAUUCGGAUGAAUUUGGUGGAGAACGAAGAGGAAAAACUGAAACUUCGCCUGAAUGGUGAAGGCCUGAUCUGAAACUCGUUCUUCCAACCCUCUUUACCAGUCGUGAGCCUUGUUUGCACCUUCUCUAUAGCAAGAAAAAUUCAAAGUGAAAGCUACCACACUCUGAGCCAUUAUUUGAUCACCAGCGUAAGCAUAUUUGAAGGGUUAUUACAGUCUUGUGGAAGUAUAAAAUUAAGCUUUUCUCGGAUACGUCUGUGUGGACUUGCAGCUUACAACAUGGCCAAGAAAAACAGCCAAAAGGAUACCUCUGGGGUGGUGUUUGAUACUCACUCAAAAAUGGUCAUGUCCCAGGGAGGAACAGCUGAGAGGAUGAAGGAGAAGAUCAGUGCCGUCAGAGCAGUUGUCCCCAACAAAAGCAACAAUGAGAUUGUGCUGGUGUUACAGCAUUUUGAGAACUGUGUUGACAAGGCGGUUCAAGCUUUCUUAGAAGGCAGUGCAGUUGAGAUCCUGAAAGAGUGGAACGUCACCGGCAAAAAGAAGCCCAAGAAGAAAAAGAAGCCCAAGCCCCAGCCAGAGGCCUCAGCGGAGCCUGCUCCACCUGAGGCCGUUUCGCCUGAGGAGAGCAAGGACGAAACCAACGGCUUUCAUGCUAACGGAUCCGUAAUGGACGGAGAGUCGCUUGACUCUCUGAGUGAACAGUUGGACUCUGCUUCCCUGGAUGCAUCCGAGCUGGACUCUGAACCCGCUACAUCCGAAACCACCGUAAUCUGUCCUCUCACAGGUGCAGAAGCAGAAAGUCAAGUUAGCGCUCCGAGUCCCGCCUCUCAGCAGGGAGGGAGGAAUCACCAGGGUCCCAGAGCCAACAAGUCCCGACACAGGCCAGGCUCAAAUUCACAUCAUCCCUCAUCCUCAUUAGCAUCCACCACCGAUGAAAGUAAUCAAGGAUCGUCAGGCAUCAAAAAGAUGGCUCCCAAUAUCGACCGCUCAGUGAAGGACCUGCAGAGAUGCACCGCCUCACUGACUCGCUACAGGAUGGUGGUCAAGGAGGAGAUGGACUCCUCAAUCAAGAGGAUGAAGCAGACGUUUGCUGACCUCCAGAGCUGUUUAAUGGACAGAGAAGUGACUCUACUGGGGGAAAUGGACAAAGUGAAAGCAGAGGCCAUGGUAAUUCUGGACGCCCGACAGAAGAGAGCAGAGGAGCUCAGACGGCUGACAGACCAGUCGGCGUCCAUGUCUGAGGAGCAGCUGACUGAACUGCGUGCAGACAUCAAGCACUUUGUGAGUGAACGUAAAUACGAUGAAGAUCUUGGGAAAGCUGUAAGAUUUACAUUCGAUCUCGAACCGCUGAAGACGAGCAUCUCAGGGUUUGGAUCAGUUUACCACCCACGUACAGGCUACUCAAAUCGGUCCCGUUGUAGCUCCACGUCGUCUUCUGUUGCCAGCCCAAGCCUGAUGGAAACCCCUCCUCCCACCCAGACCCAAAGCGCCCCCAGUGAACACCGCCCGCCACCAACCAAACAGAUUUUCCAAGGCAACAGGCGUACUUUCCAGGGACAAGGUUAUCACUCGGGCGGUCAGCGGUAUAACGGCAGCUCCUACCAUGACAGGAACGCCGGUCGCGCUAACCACCGCUACCAGAGUGACGGCGGCUCCUCUGGUCCUAAUUCACAGCACUCCAACAGCUCCAGAGGCCCCUCCCACUCCUCAUCGUCCCACAACCAAGACCGACCCUCUCACAACGGGCUCCCCCAAAGGCCUCCGCGGACGCACUGCCCUUGACAUUGGAAUUCCUCUGCUUAAUCAAACCCAUCUACUAACCCCUUGCACUCCCCUCCCCCUCCCUCUCCCUCUCCCCCCGCUCCUCCCUCCCCCCAGUACCCUUCACUCUCUCCCACCAUACUAACUCCUCUCAAUGUAGAGUAAAAUACAAGUUUACAUAUUUCCGUCAGUUGAGCUGUGGUACCACCUCUCUACAUCGACCCAUUCAUCCUUCAAACUUGAAAAGCUCUCGCUCUUCUGUAAUCACUCUUCCUUUCUCAUUUCUCCGGUCCCGGUUAAGGCAACAGCUUCUAUCUUUAGUCCCCCCCCUUUGAGAGAUCUCAUCGCUAAGCUAUCGUCAGUCUCUGUUACUAAUAUUUUUUUUUUUUUUUUUGUUGCACUGCUUCAGAGAAACCAGUAAAGCAGUCAGCCAGAGACUGACAUAAUUACCUGCAACAAUUUGUGCACUAUUGAAGUUGAACUCUUAGUACUGUUUCUAUUUUUGCUGUGGCUUAUGUCAGCUCUGAUUUGCACCUCAGAUCUUUUUUUUUUUUUUUUAAAUAAUUAUUAUUCUUGUCUCCCAGAAACAUUUCAAUGCCUUCACUGUGAAAAGAGUAGUGAAAGUGCACCAGUAGUUCUAGCAUUAACAGGGUUUUGGGUUUUUUUGUCAUCAGGAGAGUAGACAUGCAAUCAACACUACAGACUAUCGUUAAUCUUUGUAAGGUAAAAAGGAAACAUAUCAAACUAAUCCAGAGCUUUUCGUAUAUGGCUGCUACAAACAGUAGGGAACUUGUCAAUGCUAGGAAUAAAACGUGUUUGAGGGUGACGCAGAGCACAGAAGUCGCCCUAUUAAAGGAAUAGUUUGACUUUUAGGGAAUGCGCUCAUUCGUUUUCUUUCUGAGAGUUGGAUGAGAAGAGACGUCACUCUCAUGUUUGUAAGUAUGAAGCUACCGCCAGCAGCCGGUUAGUUUAGCUUAGCAUAAAGACUGGAAGCAGAGAUAAACAGCUUUGUUUCUGCCUGCUAGCACUUCUAAGGUUCAUUCAUUAACACGUUACAUCCCGUUUGUUUAAUCCAAACAAAAAUGGAAGAGUAAAAAUGAUAAAUUGCGGUUUUUCGGUGUGUUAUUUAGCUUCUGUACUGUCACAUGUUUCUACACUUCACUUUUUUGUUUGAAUUAAACAAACAAGAUUUAAUUUUUAAUGGUGGAACUUGUUAGCUUUGGAAGGAGCCAGGCUAGCUGUUUUCCCCCCUGUUUCUAGUCUUAAUGCUAAGCUAAGCUAACUGGUUGCUGGCUGUAGCUUCAUAUUUACCACACAUGAGAAUGGGAUCAAUCUCAUUUAACUCUCAGCAACAAAACAAAUAAACACAUUUCCCAAAAUAUUGAACUGUUCCUUUAAAUAUUGCCUAAGGCAGUGAUGUAUUACCCUCCCACUGGCCAGUGGGGUUUAUCGUGUGUGCUGUUCUCGGCUUGCUGCCCGUUAUUUUAUAACAAAGAGAGGGCUCAUUACCUUUUCGUAGAAUAAUGUUAAAUAUGUUUAAAACACAACAAAAGGAAACUAUGUCCACAUGCUGUUUUCAUGUCAGUUCUAAACAUCUGGACGACGGAUUUUCUUCCACAUGCGCAGUUUGUUUUGUGCUUUGUUGUUGUAAUAUGCACAUAAAUGGCAUAUUAAUGACAUGCUUGCCUUUAGUCACAGAGAGACUUCACAUUUGCCUUUCUAGAAACAUGGACAUCUGCAUCAUGACGGCUUUCUGAACAGACGGUACUUGUAGAGCAGACGUGCCUGUAGAGCAGACGUGCGAUAUAUAUAAAUAUAUAUAAAUAUGUCUCUUCUUUUUAUACACUCACUUUGUCCCAUCUGUGAAAGUGAAAUUGAUGAAUGCAUUGGAUGGUUGUGUUGAUUUCACAGAUCUUUUCUAUGGCUGCCAAGUAGACGCUUCAAGGCUGUUGUCGAGGUUAAAAUCUCUUCGUAAAGUCUGCAAGGAUGUGAACAAAAAAAAGCUGGCGAAUACCUCAUUGCUGAUCCUUUCGACGCGGCCGGUUUUCUCGCAGUGGGCUCUAAAUCGAUCGACAGGUGAUUCUUCACCUGUUAUCAUCCUGUAGUUGUGUACAUAUGUGGAGCUGCAGGGCUGUAGUGUAAAACCGGCUGUUACAUUAAUUGCUGCAUCUUCAUAAUGUGUUGUCUUCCGUCAAGCUGACUUUUUUUGGAAGAAAAAAACAAACAAAAAAAAGAAUUUAAAAGAUUGUGUUCACUCCUAGUUUUUGUUUCCUCGUAGGUUUUUCUGACCAGAGGGAGAUUUUUUUUUUUUUUUUCUUUCUUAUUUGAGAUGAAAAUCAUAAUUAUGUUAGUGAAUACUGUGGAGAAAGAGUGCUAAUUUGUUUGCAGUCUUUGGUAAAAGGUGCUGUAAUGACACAUUAAAUGGGUUAUCUUUUGACUUCAAGGAAUAGUUCAACAUUUUGGGAAAUAUUGGAUCAUUCGUUUUCUUGAUUAUCAAUCUUCUCAUCUCACUCUUGACAAGAAAGCAGAGAAGCGUAUGUCCCAAAAUGUCAGACUAUUCCUUUAAGUGCUUGCAGAGGUUUAAGAUGGUUAUAAUAUAACAAAGAUCUUCUGACUGAAGUUGUUGGGGAAGUUUUACCUCAAUCUCAACCAGUUCUCUGCUUAUCGUUGGUGGGCUGCAGUUUGAAUUGAUCAAAGCAGCAGGACAGAUAAUAACAAUUCAAGCUUUUUAUUCCAGCACAUCUCGAGUGUUAAAGAGAGUUAGUGCUGGAUUGGUUCAAUCAGUCGACUAGUUUCCUCAUUGGGGAUUUUGUCUCCCACUUUAACUAAGCAGUCUUUGUUUUGUUUUUACAUUCCAAACUGUAGGAACAUUUAGUUUAUCGCCAAAGAUAUAAUUUCGUCCUGUUUAAAGUUGCUGCCUUUUUUUCUUUUCCUCGGCCUGUAAAAAAUAAAAAAAAUAAAAUAAAAUAAAAAAAAAAAGAGAGAGAAAAAAAUCCAAAGGGGAUAAAUCCAACACUUCACAUUUUCUUCUUCCCACCCUGCUUUAUUUUCCCAGUUCCUUACUGUAUAUACAUAUAUGUAGCUAUAUAAUUUUGUGCUCACAUGGGGCAUUUUGUAUGUGAUAUUCAUAUUAGGCAUAACGGAGGUUUAAACAUCUAGUUCAUUCAUUUUUUUUCCGGUAGAACUUGUGUCCUUCUCAAGACUACUUUUCUGAGACAACUGUAAACUCAAGUGCCUUUUUCUUGUCUCCCACCAAUCCAAUCGAAAUCCCCUCCACCAGAGAAUGGACCAAAGACAUCGACCGUCCCCCGACAACCCCCUGCCCUCUCUUUCUCCCACUUCACUGAAUGGCACACUUUUCAUUUACUACGAAUAAACAGUUUGCAAUACCGAC
Thunnus maccoyii (southern bluefin tuna) is the source of this 5283-nucleotide messenger RNA. RefSeq names its product spermatogenesis associated serine rich 2 (gene spats2). Gene Ontology annotation, molecular function: protein binding. The coding region runs from base 408 to 1910 and encodes 500 amino acids. The transcript is spliced from 13 exons. The record is from RefSeq and is a predicted model, not a curated record. Gene Ontology annotation, cellular component: cytoplasm. NCBI's taxonomy places the organism in Eukaryota, Metazoa, Chordata, Actinopteri, Scombriformes, Scombridae.